This is a messenger RNA of Engraulis encrasicolus (European anchovy), 1758 nucleotides long. It is a transcript of the gene tedc1, whose product is annotated as tubulin epsilon and delta complex 1. The record is from RefSeq and is a predicted model, not a curated record. Bases 39 to 1550 code for a protein of 503 amino acids. The transcript is spliced from 8 exons. NCBI's taxonomy places the organism in Eukaryota, Metazoa, Chordata, Actinopteri, Clupeiformes, Engraulidae.
CCGGGAACAUUAAACAUUCAUCGAACAAUAUUGUCAACAUGCAACGAGAAAAAAGCAUAAAAGCCAAAGAAGUUAUCGAGGCACUUAUAAAGUUUAUGUCUGCUCUUGAGGUGGAGUAUGUUCCGUGUGCCGAAACAUUUAGACGGGCGAAAUUCAACAAACAAGACGUGGUGCAGAAGUUGUGGGACGUACUGCGUGUCAUCCUAGUGAAAGCAGUGGUAUUGGAGUGCAAAUGCCAGCACUCAGAUCCAGGUGCACAGGCCAGGUUCGUCAGAAGUGCGCUGUGGCAUUGUGGGUACGGUGCCCGGUGGGUGGUGCCAACACAGGCUGGCAGUGGCUACGGAGGAGACCGUGGCGGUGGGGUGGGGAGCCGAGAGCUGCUCCUGGCCUUCGGCUGGAUGCUGUCGUCUGGAAGCCUGCUGGAGUAUCUGCUGGGGGAGAGAGUGCUGCAGCUGCAGCCGCUGGCACUGCCUCCUGCCCAGGUGUGCUCUCCUGGAAGUCCCCUGAUGGAUUUGUGGGAGUGUGGCAAGGGCAGAGAGGACGGUGCUGCCGGAGCCAGAGACGGAGCCGGAGGCAGCAGCACCAGUGGGAGUGGGAGUGGGAGUGUGGACCUACGGCACCUGCAGUGGGAGUAUGGCAAGCUGCGCCACCGCUGGAGAGCCCUGCUUUCUGCCCAGGACGAGAGGGCCAAGCUCAUUCACAAGGUGCUGUCUGACAUGGGCUCCCAGCCUGCCUCCCAGCCCCCCAGCGCCCAGGUACAGGCUGCUGGCACAGGCACAGGCGACGCUAGUCCGCUUAGCAAGGAGAUGGAGAAGACGAGGAGACUUAAUCAGCUGCUGGAGGCCUACCUGCAGUGGAAACUUCUGGAACCCUUGUUCUGGCGAUGGAUGGAGAGUGUGAUUGACAGCCACACAGCAGCUUCCUGUGUGGAGAUGGAGGAGGACAGCAGUGCCCACGCCACCACGCCUGCACCACAGGGCCCCUGGAUGCCCAUCGCCGUCACCACCACCAGCGCUGCUGCCCAGGCCUGCUGCUCCAGCGGCGACUGGGUCUCCAGAAGGCUCCAGCGUCUAGAAGCUCUCCGACUGCAGACACAGUCCGCCUUGCGCGCCACACGGGACGGGUCAGCAUCCAGACACGGCGCAGGCAGACAGCACAAGGCCAACCUCACAGGUUCAGACGCAGAUCCUGUCAACCUACGGGAAGCGGAGCGAGAGGUCACAUCAAGGUUACAAGGCCUCUCCAUCAACACCACCACCACCACACCUACCUCCAUAGAGAACGGCUUCAUCCCCUGCCUCCACCUCCAGGGGCACCCGGCACCUCACCCCAUCCACCAGCCCAGCAAGCACACUCCUCACGGGGCAGGGCCGUCAGGAAAGCUGCAGGCCUCGGAGGUUAUCCAGGAACUCAGGGCCAGGGAGGUCCAUCUGGUGAGAGAGCUGGAGGAGGCUAGGAGGGCACAGAGAACAGCCCUGAAGGACCAGGCUAAUGGACUAGAGGGGGUUAUACUCGUACCCCCUCCAAAGAGAUGCCACACUCCUCCUUAACUGCGGCAUAAUGACCUGAGAUUCCUGUGAAUGUGAAUGAGAUUAUUACUGUUUUGUCUAAGCGGCAGGCCCGCCGUCAGGGAGGGACAAAUGGGUCAGUUGUCCCGGGCCCAGGGAGAGAGUGGGCCCAGGAUUGACUCUCCAUUACAUUGUAUGUAUUGCAGGGGGCGGCAUUUUGGUUAAUUUGUCCCAGGCCCGCUCAAAGCUG